UAGUGAUUGGAGUGAAAAUACAACAGUGAAAAGUUAAAAGAGUUUCGAUAAAAUCUAUACUGGCAACGACCAACCUACAUAGUUGCAAGAUUUGAAGAUUUGAACUCGGAAUGUUGGGCAACGUUUUAAAUCAGAACUGGUUUCAGUUGGGAUGUAGAGACAACAGUAGAGUAAAUUAUCGUACCACUGAUGCUGUAACCCUCACAAUUAAUGGCAAAAUCUAUACUGUAAAAUCCAAAAAUGUACCCAUCGACACUUCUCUGAACACCUUUAUUCGGAACUAUGCACAUCUCACCGGAACCAAGUUCAUGUGUCUUGAGGGUGGCUGUGGAACAUGCAUCGUCAAUAUGAACGGCAUCCAUCCGGUAACCAAACAGAAAGCUUCUUGGUCCGCUAACUCGUGUUUGAUUCUGGUGUUCGCCUGUCACGGAAUGGACAUUUACACCAUCGAAGGAAUCGGUAACAAAAAGGAUGGAUACCAUACAAUUCAGGAACGGUUAGCUGGCUUUAAUGGUUCUCAGUGUGGGUUCUGUUCUCCGGGUAUGGUCAUGAACAUGUACAGUUUACUCGAAUCCAAGAAAGGUCAGGUGUCGAUGGAGGAGAUAGAAAAUUCCUUCGGGGGGAACAUUUGUCGCUGUACCGGUUAUCGACCCAUUCUGGAUGCCUUCAAAUCACUGGCAGUUGAUGCUGAUGAUGAACUCAUAGAAGCAUGUGGAGACAUCGAAGACCUUUCGAAAUAUUGUCACAAAACGGGAACAACUUGUGCCGGACAAUGUUCGGCCAUUGCAAGAACAAACACAAACCAACCGUUUCGAGUUAUGUUUGCAAAUGACACCGAAUGGUACAAAGUUUACAAAAUUAAUGAAAUUUUUGCCAUAUUCAAUCAAAUUGGAAAGAAACCAUACAUACUAGUAGCGGGAGACACAGCUCAUGGAGUUUACCGACGAAGCGAAAACCUACAGGUUUUUAUCGACGUCAACGCAAUCGAAGAAUUACACUCUCAUUCACUUGGCAGUGAACUGAUAGUCGGAGGGAACGUUCCCUUGACUGAGUUUAUGACAAUUCUUACAGAUGCCGCUAGUAAAAAUAGCAACUUUAGUUACUGUAAUCAAUUGGUCAAACAUAUCGAUUUGAUCGCACAUGUUUCGGUUCGUAAUGUAGGAACUAUUGCCGGAAAUCUGAGUAUUAAAAACCAACACAACGAGUUUCCAUCCGACAAUUAUUUGAUUCUGGAAGCGGUUGAUGCCAAAAUAACCAUAGUGGAAUCCGGAGGAAAAACAUCAACCGCCAGUCCGUUGGCUUUUGUCCAAAUGAACAUGGAUAAAAAAGUUAUAAAACACGUAACUUUACCGGCUCUGGAUCCAUCGGUAUACAUCUUUCGAUCGUUCAAAGUCAUGCCCAGAGCUCAGAAUGCCCAUGCACAUGUGAAUGGUGCAUUUCUCUUAAAAUUUAACAAAAAGAAAACAAGUGUUAAAGCUGCGCGAAUUUGCUUCGGAGGGAUUAAUCCAAAUUUCACCCAUGCCGUAAUGACCGAAAAAUUACUCGUAGGAAAAAAUCCAUUCACUAACAGCACUCUUCAAGCCGCGUGCAGAACGCUAGCCGCUGAACUAGAUCCGGAUUGGGUUUUGCCGGAUCCUUCUCCUGUGUACCGUAAAAAUUUGGCCAUCUCAUUAUUCUACAAAUUCAUUCUCAGUAUUGCACCGGAAGGGCAGAUCAAUGUUAGGCCGGAGUACGAAUCCGGCAGUACAAUUCUGGAAAGACCAUUGUCAUCAGGAAAACAAUCAUUUGAUACCUACCCGAUGAACUGGCCACUGACGCAGUACGUUACCAAACUAGAAGCAAUGGUUCAGACUGCCGGUGAAGCGAAAUAUUUUAACGAUUUUCCGUCACUACCCGGAGAGCUGUAUGCUGCGUUCGUAUUGGCAACUCAGGUCAACUCUAGAAUCGUCACUAUACAUCCAUCAAAUGCUUUGAAAAUGCCAGGUGUAGUAAGAUUCUUCUCCGCGAAGGACAUACCCGGAGUAAACAAUUUUAUGCCGGAUUAUUUAGACAAUCAGGAGAUAGAAGAAAUCUUCAGCAGUGGCGAAGUUAAAUUCCACGGACAGCCCGUCGGUAUAAUCGUAGCAGAAACAUUCGACCUCGCACACAGAGCUUCUAGUAUGGUGAAAAUUACUUACGAAAAAAUUUCUAACAAACCAGUCCAUCCUACACUGAAGUCAUUUAUGGACGCCGAACGCAAUACCGAUGAUUCAAUAGACAAGAGAGAUCCUGAAAAAACUCCUAUGUCGACCAGCUUCAAGAACAUAAAGGGUCAUUCAGAACUUGCUGGACAAUACCAUUUUUCUAUGGAAACACAAACCUGCCUGUGCAUACCGAUUGAGGAUGGAAUGGACGUUUAUUCGUCCACUCAAUGGAUGGAUCUUACCCAUGUGGCGUUGGCGGAAUCGUUGAAUCUUCCCCAGAACAGUUUCAAUCUACAUGUUCGUCGACUGGGCGGUGGUUAUGGGUCCAAAGUGUCAAGGGCUACACAAAUAGCGUGUGCCUGUGCUCUAGCGGUACACCUGACACAACGACCUGUCCGUUUUGUUUUGAAAAUUGAAGAAAAUAUGAGAGCCAUCGGGAAGCGUUAUGAAUGUAUUGGCGAUUAUGAUAUCGAGAUUGAAAAGACUGGAAAAAUCAUUAAAAUGAAUCACCUUUUCACUCACGGUUGUGGAAUUGCAUUAAACGAAUCGGUACACAAUCAAACUACUAUAGCAUUCAGAAACUGCUACGACGCUGAUGCGUGGACAAUAGUUGGUGAGGAAGUUCGAACCAACGCACCAACCAACACUUGGUGCCGAGCACCUGGAACAGCCGAAGGACUAGCAAUGAUUGAAAUUAUCAUGGAACAUAUCGCCCACGAAACGGGUUGUGACCCAUUUGAGGUUCGAAUGGUAAACAUGGCAAAGGACAAUAAGAUUCUACAGUUGAUGCCCCAGUUCCGUCGGGAUGUAAGAUUUGACGAACGUAAACACUUCGUCGACGAGUUCAAUGCGAACAAUCGUUGGAAGAAGCGCGGCAUUGCUGUAGUCCCAAUGCAGUACUGGCUGAGAUACGACGGACAACUCAAUGCCAUCGUAUCGAUUCACGCAGGUGACGGAACCGUAUCGGUCACACACGGGGGAAUUGAAAUGGGCCAGGGGAUAAAUACCAAAGCCGCACAAGUAGCUGCCUUCGCCUUGGGAAUUCCAUUGGAAAAGAUUAGUGUGAAACCUUCUACCACUUUGACUUCACCAAAUUCUUUGGUUUCGGGAAUCAGCAUGGCCAGUGACUCUGUUUGUCAUGCAGUGAAGAAGGCCUGCGAUUUGUUGAGGGACAGGAUUCAAGCCAUCCGCGAUGAGAACCAAAAUGCUUCCUGGGAAAGGGUCAUACGAUUGGCCUACAGUCAAAACAUUGAUCUUUGUGCUGAAGCCCAACACAAGGCGCAAGAUCUGCAGCCUUACUUCAUAUAUGGUCUCAGCUGUGCCGAAAUCGAAGUGGACAUACUAACUGGAAAUGUACAGAUUAAACGGGUAGACAUCCUGGAGGAUACCGGUGAAAGCAUCAGUCCCGGAAUCGAUAUUGGACAAAUUGAAGGAGCGUUUGUGAUGGGUAUUGGAUACUACCUUACGGAAGCGCUAGUGUAUAAUAACGAAACUGGUGCAUUGACUUCUGACCGUACCUGGAACUACAAACCACCGGGAGCGAAAGAUAUACCGAUUGAUUUCCGCAUCAACUUUCUGCAGAAAAGCGCCAAUCCGGCGGGGGUACUACGUUCAAAGGCCACGGGCGAGCCCGCUUUGACUAUGGCCAUUGUAACUGUUUUUGCCAUACAAAACGCAUUACGGUCUGCUAGAAAGGAUGCUGGUCUGCCAGAUAAGUUUAUUCCAUUAGGUGCACCAACUACUCCGGAAGUAAUUUACUUGCAUGCGGGAAACACAAUUGAACAGUACUUGUUGAACUAGGAGUAUGCAGUAUUACAAUUUUGAAUGUUUGAUCAU
This is a messenger RNA of Malaya genurostris, 4019 nucleotides long. RefSeq lists its product as uncharacterized. The record is from RefSeq and is a predicted model, not a curated record. Gene Ontology annotation, molecular function: 2 iron, 2 sulfur cluster binding; FAD binding; oxidoreductase activity. NCBI's taxonomy places the organism in Eukaryota, Metazoa, Arthropoda, Insecta, Diptera, Culicidae. The transcript has 10 exons. Bases 111 to 3983 code for a protein of 1290 amino acids.